CAGGCUCCUCUCGGGCAGCAACGGCUGCGCGGCGACCCCGUCUCUCCGCCUCUCUUUGCCAUCCCACCUCCCGCAGCCUCUCUCCUCCGCGUAGCACGCCCGGCCCGGCCCGGCCGUGGCCCUCCUCGGUGCCGUCCGCCAUGGCAGAGGCGUCCGGCGCGGAGAAAAUCUAGCCCGGGGAUUUCAUGCGGCCUAGCUUGGUUCCGUCUCGUCCCCCCGCCGUCUCGGCGGCUGCCCGCACCCCAGCCCCACUCCGGGCCUCCGUGUCUCUCCUGUGAUCGUACUGACACGGCCGGGGGGUUAGAAUGGAACAAACUGAAGGCCCGAUGAGAGAAAGGGAAAGUUAAGGAUGCUGGAGCAGAACAAUGGAUUUCUCUUUCUCUUUCAUGCAAGGGAUCAUGGGAAACACAAUUCAGCAACCACCUCAACUCAUUGACUCCGCCAACAUUCGUCAGGAGGAUGCCUUUGAUAACAACAGUGACAUUGCUGAAGAUGGUGGCCAGACACCAUAUGAAGCUACCUUGCAGCAAGGCUUUCAGUACCCGCCUACAACAGAAGAUCUUCCUCCACUCACAAAUGGCUUUCCACCAUCAGUCAGCAUGUAUGAAACUCAGACCAAAUACCAGUCAUAUAAUCAGUAUCCCAAUGGAUCAGCCAAUGGCUUUGGUGCAGUUAGAAACUUUAGUCCCACUGACUAUUACCAUUCAGAAAUUCCAAACACAAGACCACAUGAAAUUCUGGAAAAACCUUCCCCUCCACAGCCACCACCUCCUCCUUCGGUACCACAAACUGUGAUUCCAAAGAAGACUGGCUCACCUGAAAUUAAACUAAAAAUAACCAAAACUAUCCAGAAUGGCAGGGAAUUGUUUGAGUCUUCCCUUUGUGGAGACCUUUUAAAUGAAGUACAGGCAAGUGAGCACACAAAGUCAAAGCAUGAAAGCAGAAAAGAAAAGAGGAAAAAAAGCAGCAAGCAUGACUCAUCUAGAUCUGAAGAGCGCAAGUCACACAAAAUCCCCAAAUUGGAACCAGAGGAACAAAAUAGACCAAAUGAGAGGGUUGACACUGUAUCAGAAAAAACAAGAGAAGAUCCAGUACUAAAAGAAGAAGCCCCAGUUCAGCCGAUACUAUCUUCUGUUCCAACAGCAGAAGUGUCCACUGGUGUUAAGUUCCAGGUUGGUGAUCUUGUUUGGUCCAAGGUUGGAACCUAUCCUUGGUGGCCUUGUAUGGUUUCAAGUGAUCCCCAGCUCGAGGUUCAUACCAAAAUUAACACAAGAGGUGCCAGGGAAUAUCAUGUCCAAUUUUUUAGCAACCAGCCAGAGAGGGCAUGGGUUCAUGAAAAGCGGGUACGCGAAUAUAAAGGUCAUAAACAGUAUGAGGAAUUACUGGCUGAGGCAACCAAACAAGCCAGCAAUCAUUCUGAGAAACAAAAGAUUAGGAAACCCCGACCUCAGAGAGAGCGUGCUCAGUGGGAUAUUGGCAUUGCCCAUGCAGAGAAAGCAUUGAAAAUGACUCGAGAAGAAAGAAUAGAACAGUAUACUUUUAUCUAUAUUGAUAAACAGCCUGAAGAGGCUUUAUCCCAGACUAAAAAGAAUGUCGCCUCCAAAGCCGAAGUUAAAAAAACCCGAAGACCAAGAUCUGUGCUGAAUACGCAGCCAGAACAGACCAAUGCAGGGGAGGUGGCCUCAUCGCUAUCAAGUACUGAAAUUCGGAGGCAGAGCCAGAGGCGGCACACAAGUGUGGAAGAGGAAGAACCACCUCCUGUUAAAAUAGCCUGGAAAACUGCAGCAGCAAGAAAAUCCUUACCAGCCUCCAUUACGAUGCACAAAGGGAGCCUGGAUUUGCAGAAGUGUAACAUGUCUCCAGUUGUGAAAAUUGAACAAGUGUUUGCUCUUCAGAAUGCUACAGGAGAUGGGAAAUUUAUCGAUCAAUUUGUUUAUUCAACAAAGGGAAUUGGUAACAAAACAGAAAUAAGUGUCAGGGGGCAAGACAGGCUUAUAAUUUCUACACCAAAUCAGAGAAAUGAAAAGCCAACGCAGAAUAUAUCAUCUCCUGAAGCAACAUGUGGUCCUACAGGCUCAGUAGAAAAGAAGCAACAGAGAAGAUCAAUUAGAACUCGUUCCGAAUCAGAGAAAUCCACUGAGGUUGUGCCAAAGAAGAAGAUCAAAAAGGAGCAGGUUGAAACAGUUCCUCAGGCUACGAUGAAGACCGGAUUACAGAAAGGUGCCAGCGAGAUUUCAGAUUCCUGUAAACCUCUAAAGAAAAGGAGUCGCGCCUCAACUGAUGUAGAGAUGACUAGUUCAGCAUACAGAGACACAUCUGACUCUGAUUCUAGAGGACUGAGUGAUCUGCAGGUAGGCUUUGGAAAGCAAGUAGAUAGCCCUUCAGCUACUGCAGAUGCAGAUGUUUCUGAUGUGCAGUCCAUGGAUUCAAGUUUGUCAAGAAGAGGCAUUGGAAUGAGUAAGAAGGACACUGUGUGUCAGAUCUGUGAGAGCUCUGGGGACUCUCUGAUUCCUUGUGUGGGAGAGUGCUGCAAACACUUUCACCUGGAGUGCCUAGGAUUGACAUCACUCCCUGAUGAAAAGUUCAUCUGCAUGGAAUGUAAAACCGGGCAGCAUUCAUGUUUUUCAUGUAAGGUGUCUAGUAAAGAUGUGAAACGUUGUUCUGUUGGUGCUUGUGGGAAAUUUUAUCAUGAAGCCUGUGUCCGCAAAUUCCCCACUGCCAUCUUUGAAUCAAAAGGAUUCCGCUGUCCCCAGCACUGCUGCUCUGCCUGCUGUAUGGAGAAGGAUAUCCACAAAGCAAGUAAAGGCCGCAUGAUGAGAUGUUUGAGAUGUCCAGUUGCCUUUCACUCUGGAGAUGCUUGCGUUGCUGCUGGAAGCAUGUUUGUGUCCUCCUACGUUCUCAUCUGCAGUAAUCAUUCCAGACGGAGCAGUAACUCUUCUUCUGCUGUAAAUGUAGGCUUUUGUUUCGUUUGUGCCAGAGGGCUGAUAGUUCAGGACCAUUCAGACCCCAUGUUCAGUUCAUAUGCCUAUAAGUCCCACUACCUACUGAAUGAAUCAAAUCGUGCUGAGUUGAUGAAAUUACCUAUGAUUCCUUCCUCGUCAGCUUCCAAAAAGAAAUGUGAGAAAGGUGGAAGAUUGCUUUGCUGUGAAUCGUGCCCAGCUUCCUUCCACCCGGAAUGCCUGAGCAUAGAAAUGCCGGAAGGCUGCUGGAAUUGUAAUGACUGUAAAGCUGGCAAGAAACUUCAUUACAAGCAGAUUGUUUGGGUCAAAUUGGGAAAUUACAGAUGGUGGCCGGCAGAGAUCUGCAACCCCAGGUCUGUGCCACUGAACAUCCAGGGCCUUAAACAUGACCUGGGGGACUUCCCUGUGUUCUUCUUCGGUUCUCAUGACUAUUAUUGGGUGCACCAGGGCAGAGUGUUCCCUUAUGUUGAAGGAGACAAAAGCUUUGCUGAGGGACAGACUAGUAUUAACAAGACCUUCAAAAAAGCACUGGAGGAAGCUGCAAAACGUUUCCAGGAAUUGAAAGCACAAAGAGAAAGUAAAGAAGCAUUAGAGACUGAAAAAAACUCAAGAAAACCCCCUCCUUACAAACACAUCAAAGCUAACAAAGUAAUAGGAAAGGUACAGAUCCAGGUUGCUGACCUGUCAGAGAUUCCCCGCUGUAACUGCAAGCCAGCUGAUGAAAACCCUUGCGGCUUGGAAUCAGAGUGCCUGAACAGAAUGUUGCAGUAUGAGUGUCACCCGCAGGUGUGCCCCGCUGGAGAUCGGUGUCAGAACCAGUGCUUUACGAAGAGGCUCUACCCUGAUGCCGAGAUCAUCAAAACGGAACGGAGAGGCUGGGGCCUCAGGACCAAAAGGAGCAUUAAGAAGGGUGAAUUUGUAAAUGAGUAUGUUGGUGAAUUAAUUGACGAAGAAGAAUGCAGACUGCGAAUCAAGCGAGCACACGAGAACAGUGUAACUAAUUUUUAUAUGUUAACUGUUACCAAGGACCGUAUAAUUGAUGCUGGCCCCAAAGGAAAUUAUUCUCGCUUUAUGAACCACAGUUGUAAUCCAAACUGUGAAACACAAAAGUGGACAGUGAACGGAGAUGUUCGAGUUGGACUUUUUGCUCUUUGUGAUAUUCCUGCAGGGAUGGAGUUAACAUUUAAUUAUAACUUGGAUUGUCUGGGCAAUGGCAGAACAGAGUGCCACUGUGGAGCGGAUAACUGCAGUGGCUUUCUAGGAGUGCGGCCGAAGUCGGCAUGUGUGUCAACAACUGAAGAGAAGGCCAAAAAUGCUAAGUUAAAGCAGAAGAGACGAAAAAUCAAAACAGAACCAAAGCAGAUACAUGAAGAUUACUGUUUCCAGUGUGGAGAUGGUGGAGAGCUGGUCAUGUGUGACAAAAAAGACUGUCCCAAAGCAUACCACCUCCUAUGCCUUAACCUGACUCAGCCACCAUACGGGAAGUGGGAGUGCCCGUGGCAUCAGUGCGAUGAGUGCAACAGCACAGCCAUUUCCUUCUGCGAGUUCUGCCCACGUUCAUUUUGUAAAGAUCAUGGAAAGGGGGCUUUGGUUCCCUCUGCGCUGGAAGGCCGUCUCUGCUGCUCUGAACAUGACCCCGUAUCUCCUGUGUCGUCAGAAUACUGGAGCAAGAUAAAAUGUAAAUGGGAAUCACAAGAUCAUGGAGAAGAAGUAAAAGAGUAAAUGGGUAGUGAUUUCUCCCCCCCCCCCACUUUAUUUAAAUGAAGAGAGAAAAGCAAAAAGAUCAUGCAUUUUAAAAAAAGAGACUGCUGCAGUGCAUACAGCCUUUGCCAUCGGAACUGCCUUGUUAAGGCGAAAAUGGAAAAGUAGUUCAUGCAGGCAGAAGCAGGCGGUGAUGUCUGGUUUCCCGUUCGCUCUGUUGGUUUGGGGAUUCUUCUGUGGAGGGCUAAAUUCCCUUGGUCUUUUCUUGCCUGUUACUGUGCUUCAAUGCCUUUGCAGCUGGAAGAAGAGAUAUCUUAGCUUUUGAAAUAAGAACAAAGAAAAGGAAGUUUUGUUAAUAAGAUGAAUUUAAAGUCUGAGAUGUGUCCCUUGGUUGUACAAAGCAGAAGUAGCCAUCAUUCCUUUAUUAUUUUCAUUUUUAGGAAUUCCAAGAAGUGUAGUUCAGAUUGUUUGACAGUGUGCGUGUGCGCGUGUGUGCGUGCGCGCGCGUGUGUGAAGUAGGGAUCAGAGAAAGCCCUCUAGAGAAAGGCGUGAUAAUCUUUACAUCCUCUUUCCUGCACCGUAGGCAGGCUCACUCUUCUUUCCCUUCAAACUGUGUUUCAUGGUCUUAGGGAAGGACUCUAUGGAAGUACUAAGUCUGGCCUCUUGAAAACAAAUGCCUCGGUAGCUUUUACCUCUGCGGUCUUAAACCAGGCGGGCUUUGUGAUAUGGUGACUUUACCUAGAAAGGCAUAUAAUGUGUUUUUUUGUUUUGGAGGGGAAAAAAAGGAAUGGAUGCCCUCACUGAUUUUGAAAUGUUUUCCAUUGCCAGUGGGUUUCUUUGAUGAGGCGGGUUUGUGUGGAUAUGAAUGCAUAGUUGGAAUGGUCACACCUGUUAUCCUGACACGUAGAUAAAGGUAGUUAAAGGGAGAUGAAAGGCAUAGACCAAAAGUUGAAACAUAUAAUCCUCAUUGUCUGUCCAACUUAAUGUAGACCCUGGUCUGACUUGUAGAGAAUAGUGGGCAUUUUAUUCUCUGUCUCUGCUGCCCUCUCCGAAUCAAACAUUUCCUUUGUCAACUGACCAGUCAUGUUU
Messenger RNA from Galeopterus variegatus (Sunda flying lemur), 5750 nucleotides. RefSeq names its product Wolf-Hirschhorn syndrome candidate 1-like 1 (gene NSD3). The record is from RefSeq and is a predicted model, not a curated record. The coding region runs from base 366 to 4682 and encodes 1438 amino acids. Gene Ontology annotation, molecular function: histone H3K36 methyltransferase activity. The transcript has 24 exons. Gene Ontology annotation, biological process: regulation of DNA-templated transcription. Gene Ontology annotation, cellular component: nucleus; chromatin. NCBI's taxonomy places the organism in Eukaryota, Metazoa, Chordata, Mammalia, Dermoptera, Cynocephalidae.